GUGGUUCAUGGUGUACACGGUCACGGUGUCCGCCAUGGUUUACUCCAUCUACUGCACGUAUCUGGAAUUCAUGGAGAAACCGUUGUUCACUAGCGUCGAAACGGAAUACUUCCCCACGUACCAAUUAUAUUUCCCAGGGGUGGCGAUCUGCAGCAUCAACCGGAUAAGUUUUCGAUCGGCGACGGAGCUGGCAAACGAAAUAUUCGCGGCGAACAUCACCGAUUUGCCCGCGGACGAGAUUCUCAGCAUGAUCUCGCAGCUGGGCGAUCUUUACGACUCCGAGUUCACGCCGCAGAACCGCUCCAAUCGAAUCGAUCAGCUUCUCACCGUGUAUCACAAAGGCUCUUACGAUAUCGUCGACGUAAUGAAACGAUUGACGCCACAGUGUUCCUCCAUGCUGUUGAAGUGUCGGUUUCACGACAAGGAGUGGAACUGCUCGGAACUGUUCACGUUCCGCAAGACGCAGGACGGCUACUGCUGUACCUUCAAUUACGCGACCAAAGGGGACGAUACGCAUCUGGACGUGAAGCUGGAGUCGAUGAAGGUGGAAGAUCUGACCGAGAACGGGGGGCUGUUGGUGGUGCUGGACCCGUUUCUAGACGAUUACUUCUAUCCUAUUUUCCCGAGCGCUGGCUGGAAGGUAACGAUCUUCAAUCCGCACGAUUAUCCGGACACAACCAGCGGAGGUGUGAUCGACUUUUUAGUCUCGCCGAGGGUACACCGGAGCGUGCAGCUAGAGGCAAUCAUGUUCUACAGCGCAAGGAGAAUUAUGUCGCAUUCUUUGGAGAAACGCGAUUGCGUGUUCGAGGAUGAACUGACCGGGCCUCAGAUGUUUUACACUUACAGCAACUGCAUUGUCGAUUGCAAAGCUCUGGACAUGUGGAAGAUGUGCGGGUGUAUACCUUUCUUUUUGCCUAAUCGAGAGUCUAAAAAGGUGUGCAACUUGGCAGACGUGCCGUGCUUGUCGCAGUAUAAAUCUAAAUGGUUGUCCGUGGUACCGCACGGGAAUCUGUACGACCACGACGAGGAGAUAGAGAAAACGAACACCCUGUAUUGCAAAUGUUAUCCCGAAUGUAGCGACGUGAAAUACAACGCGAAGAUGGCCAUGUUCGGUUUGGAACACGUCUCCGAGAUACUAAGAGACAAGGAGGUCAAAAAUCAAUCGGUGAUGACGAUAUAUUUCAACAACUAUGGCACGAUCAAUUUGAAACAGGACGUGAUCUAUCGCUGGUACGAGCUCAUGGGUGAGGCCAGCGGUAUUUGCGGCAUCUUCGUCGGUUUCAGCCUGAUCGUGAUCGUCGAGUUCGCUUAUUUCGUCGGGCUGUUCGUGCUCGAGCUUUUAAAGGGACCAGCCACGUCGGACAGGGAUGGGAACUCGGCCGCGGGCAAACGAACGACGCCGAUACAGAAAAUUUAUUGGGGCGAGUUGUAUUCGUACGCGAGAACGACAAAGAAUCAACGUGAUCGAGCUCGUGGUAAAUAUUAACACUUUUCCACGGUUGCCAACGUUCGUUUGAAUAAUGCCCUGUCGCAUUUCUGCUACGGUAAACUUCACCAGUUC
Frieseomelitta varia is the source of this 1561-nucleotide messenger RNA. RefSeq names its product sodium channel protein Nach-like. The record is from RefSeq and is a predicted model, not a curated record. Gene Ontology annotation, biological process: sodium ion transmembrane transport. The transcript is spliced from 10 exons. NCBI's taxonomy places the organism in Eukaryota, Metazoa, Arthropoda, Insecta, Hymenoptera, Apidae. Gene Ontology annotation, molecular function: ligand-gated sodium channel activity. Gene Ontology annotation, cellular component: membrane. The coding region runs from base 8 to 1486 and encodes 492 amino acids.